UCCUCCCACCUGGUGCGCCACAAGGCCAUCCACACCGGCGAGAGGCCCUUCAAGUGCGAGGACUGCGGCAAGCUCUUCGGGCGCGCCUCGCACCUCGCCACCCACCGCCGGGUGCACACGGGCGAGAGGCCCUACAAGUGCGUGCAGUGCGAGAAGGCCUUCACGCAGAAGGCCGGGCUGGUCCUCCACAUCCGCCUGCACACCGGGGAACGGCCCUACAGGUGCGACAAGUGCGGGAAGAACUUCCGCUCCUCUGCCCACCUCGUGUCCCACCAGCUUCUUGAGUCAGGCGAGAGGAACUUCAAGUGCUCCACCUGUGGGAAGGCCUUCAAGCAGGCAUCGUCCCUCAAGCAGCACCUGAAGACCCACGAGGCACGUGAGCCUCACCGCUGCUCCAUCUGCAGCCGAGCCUUUUCCAGGUCCUCUUACCUCCAGCUUCACAUGAGAACACACAGUGGGGAGCGGCCGUACCACUGUUUGCUUUGCAACCGGACAUAUGCCAAAAUUUCUACCUUUGAAAAACAUUGUAAAAAGCACCAGCAGGAUGAGGAAAGGUCUGAUGUUAGACCCAGGCCAGUGACCACCAGGGCAAAAGCCUUGGCUGAAAAGAAAAAGCAGGAGCAGAAACAGCAGCAGUGUGACCGAGAGGACAGCCUUGAGCAACCUCUCCAGGCUGACCCGAAGCAGUAG
Molecule: messenger RNA, 690 nt
Organism: Mesitornis unicolor (brown roatelo)
Lineage: Eukaryota; Metazoa; Chordata; Aves; Mesitornithiformes; Mesitornithidae
Product: zinc finger protein 239-like
Exons: 1
Biological process (GO): regulation of transcription by RNA polymerase II
Molecular function (GO): DNA-binding transcription factor activity, RNA polymerase II-specific; RNA polymerase II cis-regulatory region sequence-specific DNA binding
Source: RefSeq, a predicted model, not a curated record